Molecule: messenger RNA, 5373 nt
Organism: Zootermopsis nevadensis
Lineage: Eukaryota; Metazoa; Arthropoda; Insecta; Blattodea; Termopsidae
Product: irregular chiasm C-roughest protein-like
Biological process (GO): cell-cell adhesion
Cellular component (GO): cell-cell junction; plasma membrane
Molecular function (GO): cell adhesion molecule binding
Source: RefSeq, a predicted model, not a curated record
CCCAGUCAGUCCAGUCGAGAUUUUGCUGCUGCGAGCUCAGGGUUGGCACUGAAGCGCUUGCAUAAGCAAGCCAGAGCAGAGCAGAGCGAGCCAGCAACCGAAGUGCUGCUGUCAGCAAGCGUGGUGACACACAAAUCGUAUCACAGAUUACAUUGACAGGGAGAGGGGGUGAGUGUCGUGGUGAAUUAAAACAGUUUCAGUGAAGAGAAGCUAGAAGAAAUAUUGGUUGCAAGUGUCAGUGUGGUGUGUGACUCAUUGAGUAGAGGAUAGAAAAUGUAAGCCCCAUACACACGAUCGAUAGAAAUUUAUAUAGCUCCGCUCUCGCUGCGCAUCCUCACGCCAAGGCAGUUUUUAUUUUUAUUUUUUUUACUCUCUCGCGGUUGUGUUUAUUGUUCGUUUGAUGGAAGGUUUCAGUUUAUUUUAUGCAUUGAGGUUAUUACACUGUUGAAUGACCACAAGCAUACCCAAAGGAAAUCAGACACCGGAGGUGAGAAAUGGUAUGCUGAAUUUCUUACAUGUGUAUUCGUGAAAGUGUGGAACGUUUAGACGACGAUAUUUUUGGCUGUUGGAGGGAGUACUAACGUCGCAACUACGACGGAUCGCCACCAGCACCCUGUGAUGUGAUCCGAGUCGGCAGUUAUAUUUAGCUCACACUCCUGGUGCUUCCAUCCAACAAGAGGCAGCAGACAAUUCCGCUGGCAGUCUGCGCCACAGAGUCGGGCCAUGGAGCAGGCGCUGGGGCUCAUUCUGUUGCUGCUGGCAGCGGUGGAGCCUCUGGGCGGGGUUGAGCAGAGGUUCGCCAUGGAACCACAGGACCAAACCGCCAUCGUCGGCAGCCGUGUCACCCUACCGUGUCGCGUCAUCAACAAGACGGGGGUACUCCAGUGGACCAAGGACGACUUCGGACUGGGUACACACAGGAACCUGUCCGGCUUCGACCGAUACUCCAUGAUUGGGAGUGACGAAGAAGGAGACUUCUCCCUGGAUAUCUUCCCUGUGAUGUUGGAUGACGAUGCUCGGUACCAGUGUCAAGUGGGUCCCGGACUCGCGGGAGAGCCCGGGAUCCGCUCCAAGUUCGCGACCCUCACGGUUCUUGUACCCCCUGAACCACCUAGAAUAGUACAGGGCGACUUUCUCGUCACGACUGAAGACAGGGAGAUCGAGUUGGAAUGUGUGUCAUUAGCGGGGAAACCUGCGGCAGAGAUCACAUGGAUAGACGGACUGGGCAACGUAUUGGGUGACGGUCUGGAAUACAUCGUAGAGGCUCUCCCUGACGGAAGGCGCUUCACGGCCAAGUCCAUCCUGAAGCUGACGCCCAAGAAGGAACACCACAACACCUCGUUCACCUGCCAGGCACAGAAUACGGCGGAUCGCACGUACCGCAGCGCCCGACUGAGGCUCGAAGUCAAAUACGCGCCAAAAGUAACUUUGAGCAUAGUCAGCGGGUUGGGGCCCUCAGGACGAUUGACGGAAGGCGCCGAGGUGCGUCUCUCGUGCAAAGCCGAUGCCAACCCACUGGACCUUACGUAUCGAUGGUACAUCAACGACGAACUGGUGCCAGGAGACUAAAAAAAAACUAAUAUCACGAGGAAGUACCACGACGCGAUCGUGAAGUGUGAGGUGCACAAUCCGGUGGGCAAGAGCGAGGAGUCCGAAACGCUGGACAUCAGCUAUGGUCCAAGAUUUCGCACUCGACCUCGAAGUAUCCAGGCUGAUCUGGGCACGACCAUCACGUUAACAUGUGACGUGGAUGGAAAUCCACCUGCGGAUAUCGAGUGGAUCCACGACGACACAGCCAAGGUGGUCGGUACAUCUGCAAACUUGACCCUGGAUGUGGACGCAGACACUGCCGGGCGGUACUACUGCAAAGCUAGCGUAAUGGGAUUCCCCGAGGUAGGGGCUGAAGCAUCAAUUUACCUGAAGGGACCACCAACUAUCAUCAGUCACAGGACGCAAUUUGGUAUCCAGGGGGACAACGUACGCCUAGAAUGCGUGGCGUUCUCCAUUCCCAAGCCGGAGCACGUCAUGUGGACGUACAAGGGCAACGAGGUGGACGCCGACGACAAGGACUACACCAUCCUAGAGGACCCCUUGCCCGAGGGAAUCAAGAGCACGCUGGUUAUUCGAGAGUCACAGCACCAACAUUUCGGAGCCUACAACUGUUCUGUCACGAACCCGUAUGGCAGCGACGUUGUCGAGAUCAACCUAAAGCCUCAGAAAAAUUUUCCUCUGCUCAUGAUCCUAACAGGUGUUAUUGGCGGAGUAAUAGUAAUCAUAGCUAUCGCCAUGGUGAUAAUUCUCUGCCAGAGGAGAGAAAAGAAGCCAGAAGACUGUAGAGAAGCAGAGAAGCAAUGCAAAGAAUCAGACAGGUCCUCCAACAUCUCAGACUUGAAGAUGGAGCUACGGACUGGCUCUUCUGUAAGCAACGUCCACUGUGAGCUUGAGUAUGGGCCUGAUUCAGAGACUGGAAGUGAAAGCGUUAUUACGAGAGUUGGAGUACCCCUUGCAGGUCCUGUGGCUAUGCCAGUCAAUGGUGGAGAACACAUAUAUCGCUACUCAGCAGAGUUCACAGAUCCUGUCUUUCCUCCUAAAGAUGGUCAAAACAAUAAUGGUUAUGUGCCCUACGUGGACUAUACGCGAGAUUACAACCCGCCGCCACCGCCGCCGCCAAUCGAAAGCAGCCGAGAAUCACUGUCAGCUGUGACUGGUGUGGCAAGUGUAACAGGGGUGCCAAGCAUAGACCCACGUUAUUCUGCGGUGUAUGGAAACCCAUACCUGCGAAAUUCCAACACAUCACUGCCACCAGCUCCGACACAUGCCAUUGGCACACCUGCACCUCCACCAUACUCUGCAGCAACCAGGAAUGGGGCCGUCCCACAGGUGGCCAGGUUACCCAAUUCUCCCACAUCACAAUACAUUGUGCCCGCGUCACAGCCGACAACUAUGAAACGAGGAACUCUUGCCACACAUGUAUAAUAAUUGCUGGGCUACUUCUCCCCUACAGGUGUUCUCUGUAACCAUGCCAUAUAUGAUAAUUUAACUUCCAGGGUAAAUACACUAGGAGGAUUAAAAGAAGUUGAAGCAAUGUAAAGCUCAUCUGUAUAUACCCAUAAUUUAGCUUUUCAUAAAUGCGUGUGUAGUGGUUAAGAGACGGAAGCCUUAUGAGGAUACUUGUUACAUUUAACCAAUUAGCAGGAUUCUACAAUCACGAGAGCUUCCAGUUUUAAAUGGUGCAUAGGUUACGAAUGAUAUGCAAGUUCUGUAACAUACCAAAGACAUUACUUAGACUCAACACUGGUGUGAAGAGAAGCCUUGUUGCAUGACAUGGACAACCAAUGCAAAUUUUGGGUCACGCAUUUUCUUUCCAUGAAAGAUGGUGAACAACAGACUAGUCAAAUUAAAAACUGGCUUACCGAAGCUGGUCUCACAUUGCAACUGGGACAGCAAAGGCUUAGAAGAGGUCCUUGUAAUACUUGCCCCAGAACAUUGUGCAGUGUUCUCACCAGGAGAUACCUUCCCUAAAGAGUGAGUGGCCACAGCAAGGGAACUGCUACAGAAGACUCAAACAACGCAAACCCAACGACGUGUGCAUGCUCAUCCAGUUUUGUUGAUGUGUAAACUUAAGUGGCUUUCACUGCUCUACUUUCUUCCGACUGCUGCUGAACGUUCCCUCGUCAUAAAAUGAUUAAUUCUUAACUGUGAUUACAACUACUUUCAAUGUAUUUGCUUAAAAAUCUGUCUUUUUGGAAUUUCUUGUGUUCCAAAAAUUCAAUAUUUGAUGUUACAAAAAAGUGAGAAAUUCAAAAUGAUACAGGCCUAAAUGACUCAGCUUUUGGACAAAAUGUUUACAAAAUCGAUGUUCAUUUUAGAAUGGUCUGUUAAUCUAGUUGCCAAAUGGCUUUAGUUAACUUUAUACUCCAUGUCAAUUCAAACCAGGGCUGUAGGUAAGGGAGGAGUUUUGUUCAGCCCUGUCUUCUCAAAAUGUCCAGUGUCACUGUGUGAUAGUUUCAUUGCAUCAUGUUCUUGACUAAUGGUUGGUAUUUUUAUAUUGUAGUUGGCAGGCAGCUACCAAGUUGACUGUAGUAUAAACCCGUCCCUUCUGCUAAUGUCCAACCACUAAGAUACGAUGUUGUUGUGCUGCCGCCCGGGCCAGUUCCGUGUUGGUUCAGUUAUUGUUUGGCAUCUGUAUUGUUGAAAUUAUACUCAGGCAUUUCCAUUGUUACUGGGGCUCUCUGUAUUUUAUUUAAUAGGGUCACACAGCACUGAAUCAAAGAGUGCUAUAUUAUGCAGUGAUAAUGGUGACAAUGAACUUGUGGAAGGUUAAUAAGAAGAUUUUUAAAUAUUUACAAAUGGUAAUGUGUUCCAAGUUACUGAUAUUUGUUUCCCUUAGGACAUAUGGGGUGGGAAGAGAAUACAAACUCUGGGAUGUAAAGGCACAGAAAUUCAAGUACAGCAAUUAAUUUUUUUACACAUAUUAUCUUCUCCCAUACAUUUAAGCAUUAUUUUCAAUACAGGAAUAUACUCAUAGCACAAAUACUUUUCUCCCUGUAAUAAUGAAUAGUACAGGUUUAAUGAUCUCAAUGCCCAACAUAGAUGGCCUAAAUGAUGUAAAAAUAACAUCAUUAAGUUAUCGCAUCCCAGUAACAAACUUUAAAUAGGCCUACUGUAGAUAAACAACUAUACAAAUGCCUAUUGUUUAAGUAGACAGUGAUGAUACUAUAAGACAAUUAAUGUACCAUCACAGCAGUGUAUUCAUUCUGGACUAAGUGGUGAAUACCAAAAGACUGUGUGAUGUGUGCGUCAACGAACAGAAAAUUUGUUUUAGUUAUGUUUGAUGUUGAGUGAAGCCUGCCUUAGUCCUGAGUGAUACUGAUGAGUGUCUGGGCCUAAUUGUUUUUAUAUAGCUAUAUAUAUAUAUUUGCCAAGAUUGUGUACAUUUUAAUAAGUUGAUCAAAAUGCAAGUUUGACUGCAAAGUCAUUGAACCGAUGAAAAGAAGCUGCCAGUGAUUUCUUUAAGAUUACUAUCUAAUAUAAAUUCUCAGUAAACCUGUUUCUUUCAAGGACUAGACUGUUUCAAUGUUUAUUGCUGCAAACUUAAAAGUCUGUUUUCCUGCUAGCACUUUGUGGAUGCUACGAGUGCUGAAAAUCAUAUGACAAAUGUAAAAUUAUUAUUAUUUAGAUGUAUGUCUAAGUAUCUGGAAGAAAAAUGAUAAAUGAUUGCCUACGGCCCUGAUUCAUUCCAAUGUAUGUAGUAGAUUCGUCUUCUGUUUCUAUUGCAAUUCGCUCAACAUCGUCAUUUUCUUACACACUUUUGGAUUUCAAAACAGGAUACUUUCCUAAUAAAGCAAUAUAAGACUUUUGUGACUGAGAAAA